Molecule: messenger RNA, 2541 nt
Organism: Vanessa tameamea
Lineage: Eukaryota; Metazoa; Arthropoda; Insecta; Lepidoptera; Nymphalidae
Exons: 14
Coding region: 297-2288 (663 amino acids)
Source: RefSeq, a predicted model, not a curated record
UGUCUGUCAAGCUUAGCGCGUCAUAUUCGGUCACAUUCUCAUUCAUAUAAUUUCAAUUGUUUAUCAGAAUACUACAGAUAUUUUGCUGUAUCUAAGUUGUCGAGUUUACUGCUGCGAUUAUCAAAUGUUUCAAUUAUAUUCCGGCGAUGACGCUCUAAAUAAGCGCGCUAUUUCAAAUUAUCUUUAAAAUACUUAUAUAGUAAAUAUUUUUAAAUUUUGUAUUUAAAAAAAGUGCUAUUAAAUGUGGAUUUGGUGUCAAUAGGAUUAAGGAUAAUAUAAUAAAAGCAUCAUUGCGUAUGACAAUGACCAUAUCGAAAAGAUGGUACCGUUCGCGGAGGAAUCAAAUAAUCAUCAUAAUUGUUAUAGUAUUUAUUAUAUUAUACUAUAUAUCUUUGAAUGACAGUCUACAUACGGAACCAGACCUCGACGUUACCCGGCGAAAAUCUGUUAUCGAGUUUAUUGAAAGACGUUUAGAACAAGCGCUUAAACAGGACAAGGGAACGGGAUGUCAGAUACCGAGGUUAGAUCCCUUUUCAAAAGAAGUAACGCAGUUUGAUAAGGAGAUGCCGAAAGUUGUAUGUCAAGGAAGGGAUUGGGUGAAGUGCUAUCAUUCUCAAUGCAAAGUCGUACCUGAAAUAUUAGAUACGAUGAAGAACAUCGUCUGUAUGUAUAGUGAUAUUAUAUACGAGAGCGAUCAAAAAUAUACAAUAGGCGAGCCGUUUGAAGUUUACGGAGGUGAUGCGUAUAUACUCAGUAAAAGUGACCAUGUUAAAAUUAAGUGCACCGGGAAACAUAAAGACAGUAUUCUACCAUCAAAAUGGAUAGGUCAUAGUCUUGGAUUUCGCUCCUCGGUCCAUCCGAAGAAACCUCCACCAGGCAGGGAAGAUUCAUUCAACGUUCUCAUCCUUGGAUUCGAUUCGACUUCCAAGAAUGGUUUCAUCAGGCGUAUGCCGAAGAGUUAUAAGAUUUUGACAGAAAAACUUGAAGCCACCGUGUUGAAUGGUUACAACAUAGUUGGCGACGGUACACCGGCUGCCUUAUUUCCGAUAUUAACCGGUAAAACCGAAUUGGAACUACCGGAUGUUAGGAGGAAGAUGAACAAUGCAACUUUAGAUUCAAUGCCUUUUAUAUUUAAAAAACUAAAAGAAGAUGGGUAUCGUACAGCGUAUUUCGAAGAUAUGCCCUGGAUCGGCACCUUUCAGUACCGCUUCAACGGUUUCCAGCACCAGCCCGCAGAUCAUUAUCUCAGAGCGUUUUAUCUCGAAGAAUCUCAUAGCGGUAAGAAAUGGAUGAGCAACAAGAUCAAAUACUGCGUGGGAGACACGCCACAAUAUAAAGUAAUGCUUAAUAUCACUGAUCAGUUUCUACGUCUUGAUGGUAAACGAUAUUGUUUCACCUUUAUAGCUGACAUAACUCAUGAUGACUUCAACAUGAUAUCAACCGCUGAUGACGAUACAGCCGACUUCCUCAUUAACUUCCUGAAAUCGGGAAUGGGGAAGGAUACAUUGCUGAUGGUCAUGGGCGACCAUGGACCUAGAUACGCAAAAGUACGUGAUACCCUCCAAGGGAAGCUCGAAGAGAGAUUACCUUUAAUGGCGAUUAGAUUGCCGGACUCUCUGAGAAUAAGGCAUUCAAAAAUUCAGGAAAACCUUGAAAACAAUGCAGAAGUACUGACAACCCCCCAUGACAUACACGCGACGGUGCUGGAUGUUCUGGAUUUGAGGAAAUAUUGGAAUCCAUACAAGGUUUCUGGCGCAGAUUUGACGAGAGGGCUCAGUCUUCUAGAACCUAUAACACAGAAUCGGUCGUGCAGCGAGGCGGGGGUGGAGCCGCACUGGUGCUCGUGCGUCUCGUGGGAGGCCGUCCCGCCGCGCAGCGAGCGACACGCGGCCGCCGCGCGCGCCCUGCUGCAGCACAUCAACGCGCUCACCGACACCACGCGGUCUAAGUGCGUCGCUCGCACUCUCAAGUCAGUGCCGUGGGUGAUGAAGCAGGUCGCCAACAACGGCGUGCUUACGUUUGUGGAGGCGAAGGACACGGACGGGUACGUGGGCAGGUUCGGUGCCCGGGUCAAGCAGGAAAGGGAGAACUACCAAGUUAAGAUUGAAGUGGGCCCAGGUCACGGUGUAUACGAAGCGUCGAUGUCGUACGUCGUGAAGGAAGAUAGAUAUGAAAUCAACACCAGGGAUAUAUCGCGGACGAACGCUUAUAGCAACGAGCCGGACUGUAUAAGCGCGACACACCCGCACCUCAACAAGUAUUGUUACUGCCGCGACCAUAUACAGUAACGCUGCAGUAAGACCUGCUAAGAUGCAAAUUCGCAUGUCUGGGUACCGCUUUACAUGUUUUAACUCGUGUAGAUUUAUUUCGUAAACUUUAAUCACCAUUAAGUUUUAAGUUAAUGCGCUCUUUGAUUAUUUUUGUUUGUAUUUUUUUUUAAUUUAUAAGGUACACAUGAAAACAUUGUUAUUAUUUUAAGAUAUAAACCAAAAACAAACUACAUUAUAUAGGAUGAAUUUUUCAAGGACAAUAAUAGAAAAA